AGAACGCAAGCGCAGCGAGUUUUGGCCCGUUCUUUUCCUUUUGGCUUUUCCUUUCCAUUUCUAUUCCCGUUCCGUUCCGGACAUACCGCUGCGCACUACGCAUUGCUUUAGCUCGGCACGUGCAUUUGUCUUUGGCUUUGGCUGUAUUUCACAAUGGACGCGAAAAUAUCUCUAUCCUUGGCUUCAAAGGGCAAACCGAACAGCCGAGGGCAAUUGGAGCUGACUUUGGGGCAGCUAUUUGAGGAAGUCGGAAACUCCAAUCGAAAUCGCCCGCUCACCUGGUGCGCCUUUCAGAACGCGCUGCUGAGGUCGCGACUGCGCGGCAGGCUUUGCGACCCACUGCCUCAGCAGACAAUCGGCAAGGUGACCAAUCUGCUGCAGAACAUUUCCACGCAGCCCCUGAUGAUGGAGGAGGUGACCACCUUGCAGAUUUUGUCGUGCAUCCUGUACUUGCUGCCUUCUCCACAUCUGUAUCAGGGCGAUCACAGCAAACAGAAGGCGAGGGAACUGGUAAGGAGCAGCUACAGGCUCAUCCCCACGCUGGACCCAAUGAUGGUGCAUCAUCUGACUAGCCGGUUAGUGGACCACUUCGCCGUGCACCAUCAUUCCCCCUCGUUGCCUUCCAAGACGAACUUGCUCCACCUGGCCAACCUGCUGUGGAAGAACAGCGGCGCGGGCCGGGCGGUGUCUGUCUGCCUGCUCUGGUGCAUCAUCUUCGGAGCUGCCCACAUAGCCCCCCACAUCCACCAGUUCCACGACCUGAGUGAACUGCCGCAUCUGUUGGAGAGGAUCAGCGUGGAGAACUUGAGCCUAAAUCGUCUCGACCAGGUGGCGGCUGGUGUUGCUCUUCUCCUUUACCGGCAACUCUGUUGCCCAGAUAUUGACGAGUUCCUAAACAGCGGCUACCUGUCCUUCUACUUCCGCAUCCUGCCGGAAGAUGUCCUGAAGAUCAGUAGCUGGUUAGAGCGAGCCCUGCGGUACCAACGCCGUGUCGGAUUUGCGGCGCGGCACCUGAAGAACUCUCUUGAGUAUCUGACACAGAAUUCUGUCCAGUGGUGUCAGCAUUGCCGUGGCCCUCGGACGAGAUCUGAGUCCGCCCCGGGGUCGGAAUCCUGGCCCAAGAACUGCGUGCUCAGUCUCAUACGCAAAAAGUAGCCCUGGUAAUGGCUCGGGGAGG
Drosophila ananassae is the source of this 1177-nucleotide messenger RNA. RefSeq lists its product as uncharacterized. The transcript is spliced from 3 exons. Bases 154 to 1155 code for a protein of 333 amino acids. The record is from RefSeq and is a predicted model, not a curated record. Lineage: Eukaryota; Metazoa; Arthropoda; Insecta; Diptera; Drosophilidae.